UUACUUAUUUAUUUAAGAAAAUAAAUUUCUAAAAAUAAAAUAAAAUUCUACGACUAGUAGUAUUCUACGGUGGGUAAGGGUAGGGUCGGGUUAUCAGCACGAGAAAAUCUCUUUCCCGCUCCUUCCUCCCUUCAAAUCUCACUCAUUCCUUCUCUCUCUCCUCCUUCACUUCACUUCUCCUUUACCAUUUUUCACAACUAUAAUCCCCUCGCAAUAACAAUACAAUUUAUUUUUCGGGUUUUUCGUUUUUUGAUACAAAAAAUAAUCCAAGUAUACAAGAGGCUUUUGAUUUUGGUUUUGAUUUUAUUUUUUGUAUGUAUGAGUUGCGAACAUGGACACUCCUGAAAGGAAUCAGAUCGGAACACCCGUUUCUAAAUUUGAGGAGUCUCCUUUUUCCAACUUUAUCAACAGCUUGUCUCCUAUCAACCCAACGAAGACGAUUCACGUUUCUCAGACGUUUGGCUCGCUUAGUUUUACCUCACCUCCAUCUGUAUUUACUUCACCCCAUGUGAGCUUUCAGAAGGAUAAUAAGUUCUUAAGAAGGCAUCUGGUUUCAGAUCUUGCGAGACAUCAGCUGUCAAUAGAUGAAGGAAACAAAGACUCUAUCACAGAAGAAGACGGCAGCACGGAGCAUCACCCUGAAAGUCUGCCAAAUGUACAAAUUAGAGGUGACGGUGGUGAAGGUUCUGCCAAGCCACUCGAAGAUGCAUCAGACUGUGCAGCCGAGCUGCCAAGGGAACUUAAAUAUGACAGUGGAAGUCCUCGCCACUGUGAGGCAGUGAAUUCCUCUGGCAAUGAAACAAGAAGUGAGCCAGACACAUCAGUAGCCCUUAUUCAGUUUAUCCAGGAGCCUUCUGAUAGAGGUUCCUUUGAGACAGAAUCGAAUGCUAAGGAGACGAACCAUGAUAACGAAGAGGAAGGAUGUGAUUGGCAGAGCCUGAUAUCUGGUAGUAGUGACCUUUUUAUAUUUGAUUCACCUAAUGUUACAGAAACUUCAAAAGGGUCAUUGCCAAAAUCACAAGAAGAAGAAACAAAUGUUUUUGCGUCUCUUUUGGCACGCUUUCCAUCUGAGCAGGCAUAUGAUCUGCAAACUUCGCUUCAAGUUGGUUCUGCUAGUUGUCAUGAAGCACAUGAAAUUAGAGAACAAUCAACUCAACCCACAGAGGCAACCGAGAUGAAUCAAAUAGACCAGCCAUCAGAGAAUUUGGAAAGUGCCUCUGUCAAUGAAUUAUUUUCUGGUGAAAAACCAGGAAAGCAGCCUUUCAGUAGUAUUCAUAGGGGAUUACGACGGCGAUGCCUUACCUUUGAAAUGCCUAGAACAAAAAGGAGUAUAGAUAGUGUUCUUUUCUCCACAUCUAUGGCUUCUUUACCGAAUGAGGAAAAUCCUCCCUCCAACAGGCAGCCCAUCACGCCCAGGGUUGAUCCUGCAAAGCGCAUUAUGCCAGGUAUUGGCCUGCAUUUAAAUGCACUGGCUGGAGUUUCGAAGGGCAGCGGAAUCUCCAACCAAGAGUUGCUUUCUACAAAUACACAGGAUCCUCUUACGAACUCCUUAACUUCUUUAAGAGAAGAUGUUGGUCCUGCUGAAAAUAUAGUUGAAAUGGCAGAAGAUUCUUCUCAAGCAUCAGUGUAUGCAGCUACUGAGGACUUAAAUUCAAAUAGUCCAAAGAAAAAGAGGCGCAAAUUUGAGACUAUUGGGGAAGGGGAGUCGUCGUGUAAACGUUGCAAUUGUAAAAAAUCAAAGUGCUUGAAGCUCUAUUGUGAAUGCUUUGCGGCUGGUGUUUAUUGUGUUGAGCCAUGUUCCUGUCAAGACUGCUUCAACAAGCCCAUUCAUGAAGAAACAGUUCUUGCAACUCGUAAGCAGAUUGAAUCUCGUAACCCACUAGCAUUUGCUCCCAAAGUGAUCAGGACCGCAGAUUCAGCUCAAGAGGUCGGGGAAGAUACAACCCGAACUCCAGCAUCAGCCCGUCACAAGCGAGGAUGCAACUGCAAGAAGUCAAAUUGUCUGAAAAAAUAUUGUGAAUGUUAUCAGGGCGGUGUUGGAUGCUCCAUCAAUUGCAGAUGUGAAGGGUGUAAAAAUGCAUUUGGUAGAAAAGAUGGGUCCAAUCUGAUUGGCACAGAAGCAGAAAUGGAAAAGAUACAAGCCUCUGAGAAAUCCGUGCAGGAUAAAACUUCAGAUAUACAUGCAUUCCACAAUGAUGAAGGCCAACAUUCUGAAUUCGCCAUCCCAAUGACACCAUCAAGGCUUUUCAGGCAAUCAAUUCCAGUGGCAACUUCCUCAAAGGGAAAGCCGCCAAGAUCUUCCUUAGGAAUGAUUACUUCAUCCUCAGGUCUGCACCAAGUUGAUGGACCAGGAAGAUCAACAUUUCUUAGAACAUUAUCUAGGCCUGAGAAGCAUUUUAAAAGUGUAGCAGAUGAAAUCCCUACAGUUCUUCAAAACUGUAGUCCUCCCAGCAGUGGUUUAAAGACUUUGUCUCCAAACAGUAAGAGGAUCUCUCCUCCUCACCAUGCCAAUAGACAGACCUUCGGACAUAGGAGCAGCCAGAGCAGCCGUAAGCUGAUCCUGCAGUCUAUCCCAGCGUUCCCUUCACUCAGUCCAAGACGCUGAAUUUGCAAAUUACCAUCAAAAUUUGUAAUAACACACCUAUCAUCUCCACUUCUCUAGGUGGAGUUAUAAGUGUGCUAAUUAGUGUUAUAGUCCUUAUAACACACCUAUCAAUCCUCUAAUUAGUGUUAUAGCUGUAUAAUAUUGCUAUAAUUUUUUUCCCUUCUCAUUUCAAUUUUUUUUGUUAGGUGAAAUUCUUUUCACUAUUUCAUAAUGCUUAAAUUCCAAACUAGGAUGUGAAUGUAUUAGACUAUUUUAGGAUGUUAGGAUAUUUGUAAGAAUGUAACGGCCCAAUGGUAGUCUAGCUCUAUUCUAAGGGUUGUUCAGUGAACUAUAAUACUUUCCAUAUUGCUCGUAUCUUUCUAUUUCGCGUCUUUAAGAUUGUAGAACACCACGAAAGCUUGGGUGUCUAAAUCCCAGCUAUAUAUGUUGUAAAUAAAUUUUGACAGUAGUAGAUAAUCAUAACUACCAUAAAAUGUAAAUGUGUU
Molecule: messenger RNA, 3090 nt
Organism: Chenopodium quinoa (quinoa)
Lineage: Eukaryota; Viridiplantae; Streptophyta; Magnoliopsida; Caryophyllales; Amaranthaceae
Product: protein tesmin/TSO1-like CXC 2
Exons: 10
Coding region: 332-2605 (757 amino acids)
Molecular function (GO): DNA-binding transcription factor activity
Source: RefSeq, a predicted model, not a curated record